This is a messenger RNA of Nematostella vectensis (starlet sea anemone), 3408 nucleotides long. RefSeq names its product fibropellin-1. Gene Ontology annotation, molecular function: calcium ion binding. Gene Ontology annotation, biological process: heterophilic cell-cell adhesion; axon guidance; Notch signaling pathway. The record is from RefSeq and is a predicted model, not a curated record. The coding region runs from base 469 to 2349 and encodes 626 amino acids. The transcript is spliced from 13 exons. NCBI's taxonomy places the organism in Eukaryota, Metazoa, Cnidaria, Anthozoa, Actiniaria, Edwardsiidae. Gene Ontology annotation, cellular component: cell surface; signaling receptor complex; plasma membrane.
UAUACUAAAUUUAUUCAGGAAACCUGGCUAUCGGUAGCCCAAUAAUUUAUAAAUGGACAAAUGUUUUAUUUCAUUCAAAUUGAAAAUUUAUUGCAUCCUAUUUCCAGAUGUUGCCUAACACGACAGGACACUAUCCUUAUAGAAAACAUUCGAGAAAUAUCAAUGCUUCAAAUGUAGUACACAUAAUUAAAAAAAAUUCACAGCGGUUAGCCUAAAAUUAAAAACUUAUAAUCAAUUCAUUUCUUUUGCUGACAUCUUUAAUAUAGUUUUUAAUAUAGUUAUCUUUUUACUCGAUAUUGCAAAGAUAAAGAUUUUCAUAUUGGUACUUGCGCAAUAUAAAUGUAAUAAAUUAUUAAUUAUUAUUUCUAUAAUUGAAAGAGUACGGUGUCUAGACGAAGCCUUCCAAAGUAUGAAUUCGUACACUUUUCAUUUUUCAGGUAAUGAGAGAAUCAUCGAAACAUUAGCAAAAUGAGGCUUACUUGCCUCGUGUUAUACUUCAACUGUCUCGUUGCCGUAGCAACAUCAAGCGAGCAAUCCUUCUGUCCAGCAUCUAUCCAUUCAGUAGGCGCCCCUAUCACUCAAGUUGGUCUUGUCCUGCGGAGCAGACAUGUCAAGAAGCGUCUUCAGGGGCAAAGUCAGAUAUCAUGCAGUCUGCGAUGUCAGCAGCAAGACUGGUGCAUAUCGGUGAACUUCGAAGUGUCUCGACCUGAAGCAGGGGCCUGCGAGUUAAACACAUACGGGGUCGAGACGUUGGACGAAGCAAAUCCAAACAAUUCAGAGUUCGAAAAGAAAAAAGGAUGGAUAUACUCACAGUUAAGGUCUGCUGAGUUCACACAAAGCCUACACGCCUGUAAAGAUGGUUCGUUCACUUGUUCAAAUGGAGGAACAUGUGAGGUGGAUUGCAAAACUUUCCGCCCUAGAUGCCAUUGCCCUGCUGGCUUUUCUGGAGACAAGUGUGAAAAUAAUGAUGACGAAUGCAAGAGCAGCCAAUGUAAGAAUGGAGGAACGUGUGUAGACGGGAUCAACCGGUACUCCUGUACGUGCGUGGCAGGGUUUACAGGCAAAAACUGUGAGACGGACAUUGACGAAUGCGCUGGUAAUCCUUGUGCUAACGGAGGGACUUGUAAGGAUGGAAUCAAUGGCUUCACCUGCGAAUGCCCUGUUGGUUACAGUGGAAGUACCUGCGAAAUUGACAUUGACGAAUGCUCUGGUAAUCCUUGUGCUAACGGAGGGACUUGUAAGGAUGGAAUCAAUGGCUUCACCUGCGAAUGCCCUGUUGGUUACAGUGGAAGCACCUGCGAAAUUGACAUUAACGAAUGCGCUGGUAAUCCUUGUGCUAACGGAGGGACUUGUAAGGAUGGAAUCAAUGGCUUCACCUGCGAAUGCCCUGUUGGUUACAGUGGAAGCACCUGCGAAAUUGACAUUGACGAAUGCGCUGGUAAUCCUUGUGCUAACGGAGGGACUUGCAAAGAUGGAAUCAAUGGCUUUACCUGCGAAUGUGCUGUUGGUUACAAUGGGAGAACCUGCGAAAUUGAUAUUGAUGAGUGCGCUAGCGGUCCCUGUCAGAACGGAGCAACAUGCAAUGACGGCGUUAACAACUACACGUGCUCAUGCAUACCUGGAUUCAACGGCACAAACUGCGAGACGAAUAUUGAUGAAUGCGCUAGUGGUCCCUGUCAGAACGGAGCUACAUGCAAUGACGGUGUUAACAACUACACCUGCUUAUGCAUACCCGGAUUCAACGGCACAAACUGCGAGACAAACAUUGACGAAUGCAUUGGUAAUCCUUGUGCUAACGGAGGGACUUGUAAGGAUGGAAUCAAUGGCUUCACCUGCGAAUGCCCUGUUGGUUACAGUGGAAGCACCUGCGAAGGUUGUGAUCUCGCAGCAGUUGGAGUUCAGAACAGAAGUCUCAUCCCAGACGAAAGCUUUUCUGCACCGAACUACUGGCAAGACAAUGUCUUUCCCUCAGACUUCUUUUCACCAAAGAAUGCGCGACUUAACGGGGAUAAGUAUUGGAUUCCUCAAACUGUGUCUGGUACAUUGUACCUCCAGGUUGAUUUGCUGUCGUUGUACAUGAUUUGCGCCGUGGCAACACAAGGCGGAACAAUUUCGCAACGCGAUACAAGAGCCACAAGGUACAAGCUUUCCCUCUCAACAACGGAGUCUUCCUGGCAAAUCUACCAAGAAAGUGGCGCAGACAAGGAGUUUCAAGGGAACUUAGACAAGCCAACAGUUGUUAAGAAUGCCUUGGUAAACAGGCCAACCGCCCGAUACAUCAGAUUCAUACCAACAGCGUGGGACUAUUGGCCUGGUUUUCGCGUUGAAGUUUUCGGAAUUCGUCAGUGAAACUAUCGUUUCUUUCCAGUAUCUAGAGACAAAUUAUCACGACUUGAAAAACUCAAUUAUUAUCCAAUACCCAUGUAUUGACUACUGAAAAGGCAGACCCUAAAUUCGUGAGGAGGGAGUUUAAUUUCACGUCCAGGGGAAAGCGUGACUGAGAAUUUACUUCAUUAGUGUGAUUUGUAUUAAUGAUCUCUCCUCGUUAUUGUGAUUUGUAUAAUAAUCUCUCCUCGUUAGUGUGAUUUGUAUAAAUGAUCUCUCCUCGUUUGUGUGAUUUGUAUAAAUGAUCUCUCCUCGUUUGUGUGAUUUGUAUUAAUGAUCUCUCCUCGUUAUUGUGAUUUGUAUAAAUGAUCUCUCCUCGUUAGUGUGAUUUGUAUAAAUGAUCUCUCCUCGUUGUGUGAUUUGUAUAAAUGAUUUCUCCUCGUAGUGUGAUUUGUAUAAAUGAUCUCUCCUCGUUUGUGUGAUUUGUAUAAAUGAUCUCUCCUUGUUUGUGUGAUUUGUAUAAAUGAUCUCUCCUCGUUAGUGUGAUUGUAUAAAUGAUCUCUCCUCGUUAGUGUGAUUUGUAUGAAUAAUCUUUCCUAGUUAGUGUGAUUUGUAUAAAUAAUCUCUCUUCGUUAGUGUGCUUUGUAUAAAUGAUCCCUCCUCGUUAGUGUGAUUUGUAUAAAUGAUUUCUCCUCGUUAGUGUGCUUGGUAUAAAUGAUCUCUCCUCGUUAGUGUGAUUUGUAUAAAUGAUUUCUCCUCGUUAGUGUGAUUUCUAUAAAUUAUCUCUUCUCGUUAGUGUGAUUUGUAUAAAUGAUCUCUCCUCGUUUGUGUGAUUUGUAUAAAUGAUCUCUCCUUGUUUGUGUGAUUUGUAUAAAUGAUCUCUCCUCGUUAGUGUGAUUUGUAUAAAUGAUCUCUCCUCGUUAGUGUGAUUUGUAUGAAUAAUCUUUCCUAGUUAGUGUGAUUUGUAUAAAUGAUCCCUCCCCGUGUAGUGUUAUUUUUAUAAAUGAUUUCUCCUCGUUAGUGUGAUUUGUAUAAAUUAUAUCUCCUUGUUAGUGUGAUUUGAAUAAAUGAUCUCUCCUUGUG